AUGAAGAAGUUUCCAUUAAAUGGCUUAAUGAACAUACAAAAUGGUAAAAGGUAGAAGUGGAACUGCAUGAGAAAGUAGCUUAUUUACUAACACAACAUUCUAAACAAAACCACAAAGCUCCUGUCCUCCAUUCGAGCAAGCAAGGAUAGGAAUUUCAGUAACUGCAAUGGGCUUCAAUUGCCAAGCUUUUCAGCACUCCAGGGCAAAAGGGUCUCCAUCACUCCAUGCCUAGCUGUAGAGAUGAUGAUAAUAAUAAUAAAAAACACAAGGCUUGAUUAUAAAUAUUAUAUAGUCUUACUAUGAUUGAUACAUCCCAAAAGUAGCUUCAACAGUCCGGCCUGCAGCCAUGAAAGCCGUAGUGAUCACCACUCCCGGCGAUCCCCAAGUUCUCCAGGUGCAAGAAGUCGAAAACCCAGAAAUUGGAGAUGAUGAAGUUCUAAUUAGAGCGGAGGCCGCUGCCAUUAAUCAAGCAGAUACGCUUCAGAGGAAGGGCUUACACCCUCCCCCCAAAGGCGGCAGUCCCUACCCCGGUCUCGAAUGUUCUGGAAUCAUCGAAGCUGUUGGAAAGGCCGUCGUCCGAUGGAAGGUUGGCGAUCAGGUGUGUGCUCUUCUUUCUGGUGGAGGGUAUGCUGAAAAAGUGGCUGCUCCAGCUGGGCUAGUUCUUCCUGUUCCAUCUGGUGUUUCUCUGAAGGAUGCUGCUGGUAUUCCUGAGGUUGCAUGUACUGUUUGGUCAAGUGUUUUUAUGAUGAGCCAACUGUCUGCAGGAGAAACAUUCCUGGUUCAUGGGGGUUCAAGUGGAAUCGGUAUCUUUGCUAUUCAAAUAGCGAAAUACAUAGGAGCAAGGGUAUUUGUUACAGCAGGAAACGAGGAAAAAUUAGCUGUUUGCAAGGAUCUUGGAGCAGAUGUGUGCAUCAAUUACAAGACUGAAGACUUUGUUGCACGGGUGAAGGAGGAAACAAGUGGGAAAGGUGUUGAUGUUAUACUGGAUACUAUCGGAGGGGCCUACUUUCAGCGAAACGUCGAUAGUUUAAAUGCUGAUGGAAGGCUUUUUAUUAUUGGUUUUCAGGGUGGAACAGUUGCAGAAGUAAAUCUUUCAGGUUUACUUGCAAGGCGCCUUACAGUGCAAGCGGCUGGUUUGCGAAACAGAAGUCUGGAAAACAAAGCUGUAAUUGUGAGUGAGGUGGAGAAGAAUGUUUGGCCUGCAAUCAUGGCCGGAAAGGUUAAGACUGUGGUGUACAAGUAUUUUCCAUUGACGGAUGCAGCAGAGGCUCACUUGCUCAUGGAAAGCGGCAAGCAUUUUGGGAAGAUACUGCUCAUUCCAUGAUGUUAUGGUUAUGAAUGAUCUUAUGCCUCAAAGGGCAGGUGUAGAUGGUCAAUGCUUAGUUUCUUAUGUAGAUCUGUCAUUGGAGAAUAAAAACCAGCCUUCUCGUCCACGCAUUUAGACUACUGGAAUCUAAAGAUGAGAAAUUCAGAGAUAGCGUCUCUUGGCUCUCUGAUUCUGGUGUGUUUAUUCAAUCAGUAAGUCUUCAGAAUGGUUCGUCUUGGUCGUCCUAGUUUUCAUAUUUAAAUGUAAAGGAUUGAGCUGGGAAGUAAAUAAUAAAGCCUCCCUUGGAUC
Messenger RNA from Vitis riparia (riverbank grape), 1615 nucleotides. Its product is annotated as quinone oxidoreductase PIG3-like. Bases 347 to 1324 code for a protein of 325 amino acids. The record is from RefSeq and is a predicted model, not a curated record. NCBI's taxonomy places the organism in Eukaryota, Viridiplantae, Streptophyta, Magnoliopsida, Vitales, Vitaceae. The transcript is spliced from 6 exons. Gene Ontology annotation, molecular function: oxidoreductase activity.